UUUUGUUCAAUGGCCACUUUACUGCAUAUAGGUUCAGCUCUCAUUUAUAAUGAUGCAUUUGCGAAGACUCUUCCACGUCCUCAAUCUUUCACAUGCACCACAAUGGCCAAAAUAACACCGGGUGAGUCUCCUGUUGUUCCUCGUCGUUCCGCAAACUAUCAGCCUUCUCUUUGGGACCACCGCCAUCUACUUUCGAUCAAAAAUAAAUAUGCGUGUGCGAGAGAGAGAGACUUCUUGAAGGAAAAGGUGAGAAAGAUGCUAGAUGAUGAGAAGAAGACUUAUCUCGAAAAAUUGGAGCUUAUUGACGAUCUACAGAAACUUGGUGUCUUACCAUUUUGAAGGGAAAUCGAAAAUAUUUUAACAUUUUUUUAUCAGAAAUAUAGAAUUGACAAGCAUGAAAAAGAUCUACAUGCCACUGCACUAGAAUUCCAACUUUUUAGACAACAUGGAUUCAAUGUUUCUGAAGAUGUGUUCGAUGUUUUCAUGGAAAACUGUGGGAAGUUUGAGAGUAAUAAUAUAAAUGAUAUCAUAUCUCUUUACGAAGCAUCGUAUCUUUCGACAAAGUCGAAUACACAACUGCAAAAACUCAUCAGAACUUUUGCAACACAAAAACUAAGAGACUUUGUUGAUACUCAUAGUAAUGAAGAUUGUGGUGGAUCAUGUGACACUGUGGAGAUGGUGGUCCAAACGUUAGAUAUGCCCUACUAUUGGCGAAUGAGAAGACUUGCCACCAGAUGGUACAUAGAUGUGUAUAGAAAGAGACAUAACAAGAACCUUGUCUUAGUUGAAUUCGCCAAGAUUGAUUUCAACAUCGUACAAGCUAUUCAUCAAGAAGAACUCAAAUACGUUUCCAGCUGGUGGAGGGAGACAGGUUUAGGUAAUCAACUUCACUUUGCAAGAGACAGAAUAGUGGAGAAUUAUUUUUGGACUAUUGGGCAUAUCCACGAGCCUCAAUUUGGUUACGUUCGUCGAAUAAUGACUAUAUUAGAACUUUACUAA
This is a messenger RNA of Arabidopsis lyrata subsp. lyrata, 999 nucleotides long. RefSeq names its product tricyclene synthase, chloroplastic. NCBI's taxonomy places the organism in Eukaryota, Viridiplantae, Streptophyta, Magnoliopsida, Brassicales, Brassicaceae. The record is from RefSeq and is a predicted model, not a curated record. Gene Ontology annotation, molecular function: terpene synthase activity; magnesium ion binding.